AUGGCAGUUCUGAUCGUAUUGUUGGUCGGUGUUUUUACCUUCGCCGUGUGGUUUGUGCAUCAACACUUCAAUUAUUGGAAACGUCGCGACAUUCCCCACGAUGCACCCAAAAUUCCAUACGGCAAUACUAGCGAGCUAAUGAAAACUAUGCAUUUAUCGGACUAUUUUAAACAAACCUACUUCAAGUAUAAGAACAAGACCGAUGGACCAUUUGUUGGAUUUUAUUUAUAUUUCAAAAAGAUGGCUAUAGUCACCGAUAUUGAUUUCGCUAAGACUGUGUUGAUCCGCGAGUUUGACAAGUUCCAUGAUCGCGGUAUAUUCCAUAACGAACGUGAUGAUCCGCUGACCGCUAACCUGGUAAACAUUGAGGGGCAAAAGUGGAAAAAUCUGCGCCAGAAGCUUACCCCCACAUUCACUUCUGGCAAAAUGAAGACCAUGUUCCCCACCAUUUUGGACGUGGGCGAUGAUCUGAUUAGGGUAUUUGGUCAAAAGGCAACAGAAAGUAAGGAUUACCUGGAGAUCACAGAUUUACUAGCCCGUUUCACCGCCGAUGUAAUCGGCACUUGUGCCUUCGGCUUAGAUUGCCACAGUUUAUCCGAUCCCAAGGCGGAAUUUGUGCAAAUGGGAACUUCUGCCAUCACCGAUCGACGUUAUGGAAAGUCGAUGGAUUUGUUUCUCUUCGGAGCCCCAAAAUUGGCGGCCAAGCUGCGAAUGAAGCAGAGUGUCCAGAAGGUCGAGGACUUUUACAUCAAUAUCAUCAAGGAUACUGUUGACUAUCGUGUGAAGAACAAGGUUAAGCGAAAUGACUUCAUGGACAUGCUGAUUGAUAUGAAAUUAAAAUACGAUAAUGGCGACAAGCUAAAUGGGUUAACCUUUAAUGAAAUCGCUGCCCAGGCUUUUAUAUUUUUCCUGGCUGGCUUUGAAACAAGCUCUACAACCAUGGGAUUUGCUCUAUAUGAGUUGGCCUUCAAUCAGAAUAUUCAGGAUAAACUAAGGGCUGAGGUGGAUAGCGUUUUGGAGAAACAUAAUGGAAAACUAGACUAUGACAGCAUGCGGGAGAUGACUUAUUUGGAGAAGGUUAUCGACGAGACCAUGCGGAAGCGUCCCGUAGUGGGUCAUUUAAUUCGCGUUGCAACUCAACGCUAUGAGCACACCAAUCCAAAGUAUUACAUUGAAAAAGGCACAGGAGUGAUUGUGCCGACCUGGGCAAUACAUCAUGAUCCCGAGUUUUACCCGGAACCGGAGAAGUUUAUCCCAGAGCGGUUCGAUGAGGAUCAGGUGCAACAGCGUCCCGCUUGCACCUUCCUGCCAUUUGGAGAUGGUCCCCGAAACUGCAUAGGUCUUCGCUUUGGUCGGAUGCAGGUCGUCGUUGGAAUGGCGCUGCUCAUCCACAACUUUAAGUUCGAGUUGCACCCUACCAAGACUGUCGUACCCUUAGAAUAUCGGACCGAUGAUAUUCUGCUGAGUUCAAAGGGGGGAAUUCAUCUAAAAGUCAGCAGAUUAGGAAAUUUCGGUGACGAUCCUAUGAUAGAAAUCCUGAAUAUGCUGCGCCGUUCGAACGAAACCCAAACUCUUUGCGAACUUUGGAUAGCUGCACUGUUGCACUGGAUUCCAAAGGCACAAGUUCCGAUCACAUCCACCGUAAACCUGGAUACCAGAUCACGAAUUUCCAGCACAGAGUCCUUCGCUACCUUCUCGUGCAUCACCGCCAUAAAUUCAUCGGCCACGGACACUACAGUCGGAUACAUGUACUUCAUUUUACCGGAUGUGAAAGUCGAGGAUAAUUUGUUCCUCAGCAAACGCCACUGGGGGCCAUCCAGAGAAGUUCGAGAAGUCCUUGACCAGAAUAUGCUUGGCCAGGUCCAGGUCAAUAACAAAUGCGGCUGGAUUCUGGAAAAGGUAGAAUCCAACGAACGGUGCUUUGCUCUCCCGGAACUUGUCGUAGUGAUCUUGGAGUAUUUGAUAUCGCGGGGCGGGCAGGAAGUGGAACGAACUUCCCCCGUGAAGGCAGUGAUUUUUCGGAUUCCCAGACGUGUGUGUGCAUGUGAUUCAGGGCAAACAGAACGACAAAAAAUAAUGCAAAACAUGUGGAUAAUUUUCCUGAUCAUCGGGCUGUUGGUGCUCGGGCUGCUGGUUCUGCUAAUUAUAGCGGCACGGUAUCAACGAGAUUAUUGGCGCUAUCUGAACAUUCCGCACGAGAGGCCGAAAAAGCUAUGGCCUAUCAUUAGGCAAAUAAUGACGCAGACACUAAGUACGGAGGCAAUGAAGGCGUCUCAUUACUCGGCCAUAUACAGCAAGUUCAAGGGAAGCGGUCCCUUCUGCGGAUUCUAUGCUCUGCUGCAGCCACGAGCCUUGAUCCUCGACCGGGAGCUAAUCAGGCAGAUAAUGAUCAAGGACUUUUGGAACUUCAACGAUCGGGGCUUGUACUGCAACCAGAAGUCGGACCCCUUGUCCGGGGAUCUCUAUGCCUUGCGGGGCCAGAGCUGGAAGGAGAUGCGCCAGAAGUUGGAUCCCAGUCUCGAAGGCGAUCGCAUGUCCUGGCUGUAUGGCUGUCUCUAUGAGGAGGCGGCUCAGCUCCUUCUGACCGUCAGCUCCACCCUAAUGAAUCAGUCCCAUUCCACUGUGCACAUCCAGAAGAUCAUGAGGCGUUACGUCCUCUCGGCCCUGGCCAACUGCGUUUUUGGCCUGGACGCCCAGCAGAGGCUAUCGUAUCCCCUGGAGGACUUUGAACAAAUGACCGAGCUGGCCCUGAAUAGCCACAAACAUGGCUACCUAAUGAAUCUGAUGAUGAUACGCUUCCCGAACUUUUGCCGACUGCUGCGCAUGCGUCGCACUCCCAAACAGGCGGAGGAGUAUUUUGUAAAACUCCUCUCGAAUAUCGUGGAACAACGUGAGGCGUCGGGAGUACGACAUCAGGACUAUCUGCAGCUGUUGAUGGAGGUCAAGGCCCUGGAGUUGAUUACGCAUCAAUAUGAAUCGGAUAAGGAGCUCGCUUUGCACCUGCAAAAUGAGUUGGCCGCCCAUGCGGUUGUGUUCUUGAAGGCGGGAUACGAGCAAACGGCCAACACUCUGUCUUAUAUACUCUACGAACUCGCCCUGCAUCCGGAACUGCAAAUCCGAGUGAGGGAGGAGAUCAAGAAGGCCAUUGAGCGGCACGAGGGUAACAUUAACUACGAGUGCAUUCAGUCGCUGUCCUUCAUGGGCCAGGUGAUAAACGAAACACUCAGAAUGCACCCCAUAACACCCUACAUCCUGCGUCGCACCCUGAACGAUUAUGCAGUUCCGGAUCAUCCGAAGUACAUGCUGGUCAAGGAGCUGUUCCUCAUCAUUCCCACGCAUGCCAUCCACCACGAUCCGGAUAUCUAUCCGGAGCCGGAGGAAUUCAAGCCAGAUCGAUGGGGUGGGCCGAGGGAUUCGCUGCAGGAGCAGGGCACCUGGUUUGGAUUCGGCGUCGGUGCUCGCAGCUGCAUCGGCAUUCAGUUUGCCCAGCUGCAACUGCGUUUGGCCUUGGCCCUACUCCUUUCCGAGUACGAGUUCUCGUUGAACUCCAGAAAACCACUGGUUAAUCUUGAGGAUGGUAUAGCGCUAACCCUGAUGCCAUUGGGGGUUAUAGAGCCCGGUAACGAGGAGAGGGCGGUAUAAGCUAGAGUGUUAAAUACGUAAGAUCACUGACAUUAGCUGAAUCACUG
Drosophila takahashii is the source of this 3689-nucleotide messenger RNA. The record is from RefSeq and is a predicted model, not a curated record. NCBI's taxonomy places the organism in Eukaryota, Metazoa, Arthropoda, Insecta, Diptera, Drosophilidae.